Podospora anserina S mat+ is the source of this 2700-nucleotide messenger RNA. RefSeq lists its product as uncharacterized. The transcript is spliced from 3 exons. Gene Ontology annotation, biological process: transmembrane transport. Lineage: Eukaryota; Fungi; Ascomycota; Sordariomycetes; Sordariales; Podosporaceae. The record is from RefSeq and is a predicted model, not a curated record. Bases 1 to 2700 code for a protein of 899 amino acids. Gene Ontology annotation, molecular function: oligopeptide transmembrane transporter activity.
AUGGCCGAUCAAUCUUCUUCAAAACCAUCCGCCGCUGUCCCUGAACAACGUCUCCUCGCAGACGAACCAGAUUCGGACCAUGAUAUCACCCCCAAAGCAACACCGGGUCCUUCCCAGAGCCGUGAACCCCCAGAAGCAUCCUCUCCCCGGAGCCCGGUAGCUCGCCUCAAGGAAUCCCUCAACAAAGCUCGCCCCGCGCUCUUCGGCGACCACCUCACAAACCCCUUCGAGUACGAUGAUGAUGACAAUACCUCGGAGAACGAGCUGUUGCUAGACCCCAACCUGCCCGCCAAUUACGAAGACCGUCACCGGCCUUUGCCCCGGCACCCACCAUCAUCUGUCCGCUCUCACAAACGCCCUUCCCACGAUGACGGGGACGCAGCCGACGCCUUGGAGCUCGACUCACUCAACUCUCAAGACCCACUAGAGACGUCCGACCACGAAGAAGAAGUCGAGAACUCGCCCUACCCCGAGGUCCGCGCUGCUGUCUCACCAUACGAUGACCCAACGCUACCAUGCAACACCAUCCGUGCCUGGACCAUUGGCCUCUCGCUCAUCUUUCUCGGCGCAAGCAUGAACACCCUCUUUUCUCUUCGCUCACCAUCCAUCUCGUUGGGUGCCCUCAUCGCCCAGGUCAUUGCGUGGCCGCUGGGUCACGGCUGGGCAAGAUUUGUCCCGGACUAUCAUGUCAAGAUCCCGUUUGUCAAGCAGAAACUCCGUCUCAACCCCGGCGGGUUCAACAUCAAAGAACACGCCAUCAUUGUCGUCAUGGCGAGUGUUUCUUUUGGUGUUGCCUACGCUACUGAUAUUAUUCUCGCUCAAAAGGUGUUUUACAAGCAGGAUUUUGGGCUGAUGUGGCAGCUCCUCUUGACCAUCUCAACCCAAAGCCUGGGGUAUGGGAUCGCGGGAAUGAUGAGACGGUUUUUGGUCUAUCCAGCCGGCAUGAUCUGGCCUGGGAACUUGGUUAGUGUUACGCUUAUGAAUGCCAUGUACGAGGAAGAGGAAACGAAAGGGGGAGAGGGAGAUGGGACGGUGCAUGGCGGGAAAGGGGUGGGUGUAGGGGGGAGUAUGCCUAGGUAUAGGUGGUUUUCGGUCGUGACGGCGGUGGCAUGCGUGUAUUAUUUUGUGCCAGGGUUUUUGGCGCAGUUUCUGAGCAGCUUUGCGUUUGUUACUUGGACGGCGCCCGAGAAUGCGGUGGUGAAUCAGUUGUUUGGGUACAGUACUGGGCUGAGUCUGUUGCCCAUUACGUUUGACUGGACGCAGAUUAGUGGGUUUGUCGGGAGUCCUUUGAUUCCGCCUUGGCACGCGAUAGCAAACACCAUGAUCGGUGUGCUGACGUUCUUUGUGUUCCUGGCAGCGACGCUGCACUAUAGCGGGGCGUGGUACUCGUGGUACUUGCCAAUGAGCGACUCGAAUACGUAUGACAACACGGGGAAGCAGUAUGAUGUUUCGAGGGUGCUGUCGCCAGACUAUAGGUUGGACGAGGAGGCGUAUAAGAAUUAUUCGCCUCUGUUUUUGAGCACCACGUUUGCGCUGUCGUAUGGGUUGUCGUUUGCGGCGAUCACGAGCUUGAUUGUAUAUACGUAUUUGCACCAUGGGAAGACGAUUUGGAGGCAGUAUAAGAGCAGUACGACGGAGAAGGCGGAUAUUCAUAUGAAGCUGAUGAGGAGGUAUAAGGAGGCGCCGACGUGGUGGUAUAUGAGUCUGUUUGGGCUGGUAUGUUUACCUUUGUGUGCUUUGAGUAUGUGGAAAGUGCUGACUUGCUGGAAAACAGAUGCUUGGACUCGGCUUCUUGACCGUGUUGGCAUGGCCGACGAACAUGACUUGGUGGGCGUUCUUGUUGGCGGUCUUCAUCUCCUUCGUCUUCUCGUUACCAAUCGGUAUCAUCCAGGCUGUGACAAACAACCAGAUUGGCCUGAAUGUUCUGACGGAGUUUGUCUAUGGGUAUAUCCAGCCUGGACGGCCAUUGGCUUCAAAACCUUUGGCUACAUCACCAUGUCCCAAGCCCUCACCUUCGUCUCCGACCUCAAAUUCGGCCACUACAUGAAGAUCCCACCCCGCACCAUGUUCAUGGCCCAAGUCGUAGCCACCACCUUCUCCUGCUUCGUCCAAGUCUUCACCCUCAACUACGCCCUCAACUACAUACCCGGUGUCUGCACCCCCACCCAACCAGAACACUUCAGCUGUCCCGGAGGAAAAGUCUUCUUCUCCGCCUCGGUCAUCUGGGGUCUCAUCGGCCCAGCCAGGAUCUUCUCCCCCGGACAAAUCUACUCCUCCCUCUUCCUCUUCUUCAUCCUCGGCGCCGUCACACCAGUAGUGAUUUAUCUCCUCGCCCGACGACGCCCAAAGUCAUGGUUACGCUUCCUCAUGGCACCACUUAUCUUUGGAGGAGCGGGCUCGAUCCCACCGGCUACGCCAUUGAACUAUCUAAGCUGGGGGAUUGUAGGGUUUGUGUUCCAGUAUUGGAUCAAGAAGAAGCAUUUUGGUUGGUGGUCGAGGUUGAAUUUCUUGACGUCUAGUGGGUUGGACUUGGGGCUGGCGCUGGCAACGCUGGUGAUCUUCUUUGUGUUUACGCUGAAUGAGAUUGAUCCGCCGAAGUGGUGGGGGAACGAGGUUGUCACGGGCACGGUGGAUUAUAAGGGGACGGCGGUGCAGAUGAGGGUUGGGGCGGGAGAGAGUUUUGGGCCUACGACGUGGUAG